Messenger RNA from Hermetia illucens (black soldier fly), 622 nucleotides. RefSeq names its product histone H2A-like. NCBI's taxonomy places the organism in Eukaryota, Metazoa, Arthropoda, Insecta, Diptera, Stratiomyidae. Bases 136 to 510 code for a protein of 124 amino acids. Gene Ontology annotation, cellular component: nucleosome. The record is from RefSeq and is a predicted model, not a curated record. Gene Ontology annotation, molecular function: structural constituent of chromatin; protein heterodimerization activity; DNA binding. The transcript has a single exon.
GUGUAGCAACCUAGCAAUCGUUUGCAAAAUUGGAACAUUUUUGAAGUUCACAAACGUUUUAAAUCGGAACAGAACAACGCUUUCCUUUCUGUUGAUCAUUAUCCUCAAUUUCUAGCAAAGUUUACGGAUUGAGCCAUGUCGGGACGUGGUAAAGGAGGAAAGGUAAAACAGAAGGCCAAGUCUCGAUCAAAUCGUGCUGGACUUCAAUUUCCCGUUGGUCGUAUUCAUCGCUUACUGAAAAAAGGAAAUUAUGCUGAGAGGGUUGGUGCUGGAGCUCCUGUAUAUCUUGCUGCAGUAAUGGAGUAUCUAGCAGCCGAAGUGCUCGAAUUGGCUGGGAAUGCAGCCCGCGAUAACAAGAAAACUAGAAUCAUCCCCCGACACCUACAACUAGCGAUUCGUAAUGACGAAGAGUUGAACAAGUUACUUGCAGGAGUCACCAUUGCACAAGGAGGGGUUCUGCCCAAUAUUCAAGCCGUUCUUCUCCCAAAGAAGUCAGAGAAGAAAGCAUAGCCAAUAUCACUGACUAGAUUCAGAAAAUAACAUGUACCAUAAGCUGUGAUGCUGAGAGCGAACACAUAUAAUAAAGUAAAUGUUGUUGCGAGAAAGCACAAAUAAAUGUGAA